Messenger RNA from Selaginella moellendorffii, 993 nucleotides. RefSeq names its product transcription factor bHLH13. Gene Ontology annotation, biological process: regulation of DNA-templated transcription. Lineage: Eukaryota; Viridiplantae; Streptophyta; Lycopodiopsida; Selaginellales; Selaginellaceae. Bases 16 to 585 code for a protein of 189 amino acids. The transcript is spliced from 6 exons. Gene Ontology annotation, molecular function: DNA-binding transcription factor activity. The record is from RefSeq and is a predicted model, not a curated record.
AGCACGUUUGCGGACAUGGCGCUGCAGCACAAGCUCACCUUCCUCGUCGACAACUCGUCCCUCUGCUGCUGGACGUAUGCAAUCGUCUGGCAGCUCUCCAGCGCCGACGGCCAGAUGAUUCUGAGCUGGGGCGACGGCUACUUCUCCACCAACGAGAACAGUACCCAGCGGAACGAGGCCAAGCAGUUCGAUGCCGACCAAAUUCUCAGGCGCAAGGUCCUCCGCGAGCUCCACGACCUGUGCCAUCCCGAGGAGGAUUAUCGAGAGGUGGACCAUGUCACCGACCAGGAGUGGUUCUAUCUCCUCUCCAUGUCGUGGAAUUUCGCCUGCGGUGAAGGCAUUCCAGGGCGGGCGUUCCAGUUUGGGCAGCACAUAUGGAUUUGCGACACUGUCAAGCCCAUUAACUUUCAGUGUGCGCGACUGGAGCUUGCCAAGAGCGCAGGAAUUCAGACAAUCGUCUGUGUUCCCACCCGAAACGGAGUUGUGGAGCUGGGAUCCACCGAAAUCGUUAACGAGUGCUCGCGGACACUCCAAGACAUAAGGAGAUACUUUGAGGAGGAGCAGCAGCAGCAGCAAUCACAGUAGCAACCGCAGCAACAGCAACUUCUUUCCCACCUUUGAAGUUUCUAUUCAUUGCUCUUGAACCCGCAGGAUUCCUCGUUGCUAUCCGGUCCUAUAUCCAGCACCAGGAAGUUUCCAGCUUGUGCCCCUGGGGAUUUCUUGCCUCCUCUGAAAGAAAAGUCUCCUGGGUCAUAUGUCCUCUCAACAUCUCCCAAUCAAAACGCCGUAUGCAUUCCAAUAGAGAUCAUAUUUCCUCGAGGCCUUGACAACCCUUGUCACUUGCUCGACAAGCUCAACAUCGCUAGCAUUGUGUUUUGGCAUGAUCUCAUGGAUGAAGGACGAGCACACGCUGCUUAGAACAGAGAUUGUGCAUGCUCCUCACCUCCACCCUGAUGGGAUUGGUUUGCAACAGAAACGUACUAAUUUUUCUUC